CCAGUUGAAAGAACACAGGCUCAGCCCUCCAAAUUUCCAAAUAAAUAUAGAAGCUGAGAACCCGAUUUGAGACGAUUAAUCUUGAGAUUAUCAGAUAUUACCGCGGGUUUUUUUUUCGUGAUAGUGACCUUGAACUUCAACUUCCCGUCCCUAUUGUCUGCACCGUAUCCGAUAUCAAUCCAUACUGUACCGCCCGUAACCGCGCGCCCGACCCCCUCAAUUCGCCCGAUCCGUUUGUCGGAGCACUCACCAUCGACUUAGGUAACAAUAAAGCCAAGCCGUCAGCAACCCGAUUCAUUCCCGGGAUCUUACAACCAUGGCAACAAAUUCACAUCCGUAUCACGUGCGAGUCGGCGUAGCGGUGUUAAUCCGCAACUCGGAGGGGAAGUUCGUCUUCGGGAAGCGGAAGGGUAGCCACGGCGCCGGAACAUGGCAAUUCCCCGGCGGCCACCUAGAGAUGGGCGAAUCAUUCUUCGCAUGUGCGGAGCGGGAGACGCUCGAGGAGACGGGGUUGAAAGUUAUUGCGGAAAAGGUAUUCGCGGUGACGAACGACGUGUUUGACCAAGAGACGAAGCAUUACAUCACGGUAUUCGUCACGUGUCGAAGGGUGAACGAGAAUGAUCAGCCAGAGGUCUUGGAGCCGGAGAAAUGCGAGAGUUGGAAUUGGAUAGGUUGGAACCAGAUACGCCAGUGGUGCGAGCAUCAUGAUGAUGAGGUUACGCCGGAAUGGGCGCAGAAUAAGUGUUUCUUGCCUAUCAGAGAUCUGGUGAAGGAGAAUCCACAUAUAUAGCUAUCCCCUGACAUUUAAUGGAUGGGGCGAUGUGGAUAGAUAAUUAUCCAUGGUUAAUUAAAGGCAUUUGCAUAGGUACCUAAACACUUUUUGCAUCCUUC
Annulohypoxylon maeteangense is the source of this 891-nucleotide messenger RNA. Its product is annotated as NUDIX hydrolase domain-like protein. The transcript has 3 exons. Gene Ontology annotation, cellular component: cytosol. Gene Ontology annotation, molecular function: 8-oxo-7,8-dihydrodeoxyguanosine triphosphate pyrophosphatase activity. The record is from RefSeq and is a predicted model, not a curated record. Gene Ontology annotation, biological process: dGTP catabolic process. Lineage: Eukaryota; Fungi; Ascomycota; Sordariomycetes; Xylariales; Hypoxylaceae. The coding region runs from base 317 to 790 and encodes 157 amino acids.